CACGCGAAAGUGAACGAAGCAUGCACAGUAUCGAUACCCAGGUGUCUCCAUCACAAUCACAUGUUGAUACCCAGACUGGACAGACUUUGAAAUUGCUGGGAGAAAAUCAAGUCCCUGUCACAGUGUAUGGAUCACACCAGAUGGAACCAACACUGAUGUGCCACCUUAUAUGCAUGGAACUACUUAUUCCGCAGACUCCAGUCACACAGUGCCUCGGCUAUGCCUUUCCGAUAUAAGUGGUGAUGGGCCGUUAUCACAGCGUGCAUACCACGAGCCUGUACUUGACCAUGGUAUGCCUCUGCUGAGGUUACCACCAGAGGCACAGGCACAUUUAAGAAUGCCAAGAGCACGGCCCUUCCUCGCUAGAGAUGCAUGGAAACCGCAUACAGAUGAACAUCAGGAAUCUGUGACAGGGAAAGAGUUUUUCAGCAGACCUGAGCUGAAGAGGUUUGAAGAUGAAAUGAAAAGCAACAGGAAAUGGUAAAAUACCUGACAGAGUAUGGACAGGUCAAAGGCAAUGUUCAUGGCAAAAAGUUCUUCUCGGUUGCCGAGGAGAGUGAAAAGACUCAUAAAAGAGAACACAGCAAGGACAUUGAAAGUAAAUUUGAAGUCAAGAGGAAAGAAGAUUCCACAAUACCCAGGGAAAGAGGAUUUGUGCAUGCAAUGCCACUGCUAAGACUUGAACCUGGUUAUGCGCCCUCUAGACUCUUUGAUCAUUAUUAUAGUAUCAAUGACAAUAGACAUGUAACAAACUUACCUCCUGUUGAUGCAUCAAGGGAAGCCCUUCACAUACAUAACAAAGAAACCCCACAAGCUGACAAUGUAUAUACUUUUCCUCUACUUCACCUUGAUAAAGAAGCCUCUAGACCAUGGGUUGGAGGAGAAAUGAAUGGAUAUCAUCAUGGAGUUCCCAGGUUGGUUCCUCCGGAGGUCAUAAUAAACUACGAACAGCAGAAGUACCACAAGGAAAUGUCUAAGUUCCGUGGCGUGUACAGAGAGAAUGUGAAAAAUGCACACAUGCGUGAUUGGCAGAACAGACUUGCAUUUGGUGAUCAGACUGGUCAGAGUAAGGGCGGAUACUACCCUCAUCCUGAUGAGAUGGGACCAAUACAGUUAUUACAUGCUAAUAUUGAGCCAUUUGAAGCAGAAGGGGACAGACAUAAUAUUACAAGGAGGAGAAGAAGACGACAGAAAGACAAAGAUGGGAAGACCUCUAAAUCAAAAGAGACUGAAAGUGAAAGUAGAUCUGAAUCAACAAGGUCCCAGAGAACACCCAGGAGUAAAGAGCAUGAUGUAUCUGAUAUUGAUAACAACAGAGGAUAUGUCAUUCCACCAGGUUCUUAUAACUGUGAGUUGAGAUACAAGCAUGAUGUCUCCAUUUAUCCUACUCCAGCUGAGAUACACUUAAAUGCUAUCACUCAUAAAGAUGCCAAACCUAGAGAUCAUGGUGUCAACCAAGAUGUGUCCACUUCCAUGGACACCAAUGGUCUUGACGCUGCGGGCAAGAGUGUCAGAUUCAAAGAACCAGAUGAAGUAACUUCAGCGGAUGCAGUGAACCAGUAUUGUGAAGCAGCUACUGGUUUGUCAAGCACUGGCCAUGUUAUAGCACCUGAGAUAUUUUUUGGUUUGAGAUUUGGUCAAGCCAAAGAGGAACAAUCUAGUGUAGAUGAAGGCAAAGAUGAUCAACAAUCUGGCAGGUCAUAUAUCAAUGUUGUGGAUAUUGAUACCAGCAUAUUAAACAGUAUCCCUGAGAAAGAAGAUCAAGUAACUGCAAGACCGCCUGCACAGCCAACGUCCUCAGUUUCACCGAGAGCUGACGAAAUGGAACCCAGUAUUGCAGAGUUACAUUACAACGCUAUGAGACUUAAAGAUGGAGAUUCAGCCAUCCCAUCUGUAUCAGAUCGCUUGACUGUGCAGUUGUUGGAUGGUGGUAUGACAGCUGAUAGGUAUGUUUAG
Molecule: messenger RNA, 1956 nt
Organism: Saccoglossus kowalevskii
Lineage: Eukaryota; Metazoa; Hemichordata; Enteropneusta; Harrimaniidae
Source: RefSeq, a predicted model, not a curated record